UGUGAGAAUUGGUGUUUCUGGGCGGUGCAAAGUGGAGUAGAGCACAUCAGAGUGCAGGAUAUCUGAGAACAGCAGAGCACAGAGAGGCAGGCACAUCCGCCGCUGGAGGGAUCAAAUCUGUACCAUCUGACGCUCAAGGAUUUAUGGGUUUAGUCAAAAUUGCUUUUCCCACUGUGGAGAUUAAGCACCGUAGGAUGUUUUCCACUCAGGCCGUAGAAUAGCACAGUGUAGCUGCUGCUGUUGCCGUUUUUCCCUCCCUGUUACCGGCUCCGGCGCUGGAGAAGGGAAUGUCUCAGGAAGGCAGAGUGCUCCAAACCCUGGAGGGGAGUCGAUUCUGAUUGACAGCGGAGGUCCGUCCUCUAGGGAAUGUGAACCAUGCAGGUGGAUGCGGUUCUUGUGCUUCUCUGUGUUUGGCUCGCCGGUGCAGCUGGGAAGAUGGUCCAGUCGAGAGGUCACAAGCUGGAAACCUACAAACAAAGCAGGUCACGAAGAGACACCAGAAUGGAUGGGGGUGGAGGCCACAAAUCUGGGAGCCCCAUUUUCAAGCGAAGUCCAGACAUGACAAAGUCCCCAAUGACAAAAUCUGAGCAGCUCCUGAGAAUAGACGACCAUGAUUUCACCAUGAGACCAGCUUUUGGAGGUCCUCCAAUUCCUGUUGGAGUUGAUGUUCAGGUUGAAAGCCUGGACACCAUCUCCGAGGUGGAUAUGGACUUCACCAUGACACUGUACCUGCGUCACUACUGGAAGGACGAACGGCUGUCGUUUCCAAGCACCAACAACCAGAGCAUGACCUUCGACAGCCGCUUGGUGAAGAAAAUCUGGGUUCCUGACAUGUUCUUUGUCCACUCUAAACGCUCUUUCAUCCACGACACCACCACGGACAACGUCAUGCUGAGGGUUUAUCCUGACGGCAAUGUGCUCUACAGUCUCAGAGUCACAGUCACUGCCAUGUGCAAUAUGGAUCUCAGCCGAUUCCCUUUGGACACCCAAACCUGCUCACUGGAAAUUGAAAGCUAUGCGUACACAGAUGACGAUCUGAUGCUGUACUGGAAGAAAGGCAACGAAUCCCUCAACACAGAUGACAGAAUAUCUCUGUCCCAGUUCCUCAUCCAGAAAUUUCACACCACCACCAAGCUGGCUUUCUAUAGCAGCACAGGCUGGUACAAUCGCUUGUACAUCCACUUCACCCUGCGGCGCCACAUCUUCUUCUUCCUGCUGCAGACUUACUUCCCUGCCACUCUGAUGGUCAUGCUGUCCUGGGUGUCCUUCUGGAUCGACCGCAGGGCCGUCCCCGCCAGGGUUCCACUUGGCAUCACCACAGUGCUGACCAUGUCCACCAUCAUCACUGGGGUCAACGCCUCCAUGCCGCGGGUCUCCUACAUUAAGGCAGUGGACAUUUACCUCUGGGUCAGUUUUGUCUUUGUCUUCCUGUCGGUGAUAGAGUACGCAGCGGUUAACUACCUCUCCACCGUGCAGGAGAGGAAAGAGAGGAAGCUGAGGGAGAGACUGCCGUGUACUUGUGGCAUUGGAAACCCAGACGAGAUGAUGAUCGACCCCCAGAUCACUGGCUACGGGUCCAUGGAUGUGAACACCACAGGGAAUUAUGGGAUGCCAGAAAACGGCGGCCGCCAGGACCGAAUUUUGGCACAGGUGGCACUGAAUGACCCGCAAAUCACAGGCCAGGUGAAGCCAUCCAGAGGCUACGUGAACAUCUGGAUAGACACCCACGCCAUAGACAAGUACUCGAGGGUUGUCUUUCCUGGAGCGUACAUCCUCUUUAACAUCAUCUACUGGUCCAUCUACUCGUAACCUGGGUUGCAGGAAACGCUGUAAGAGCCGUCCAGGAUGGGAUGGCAAACGCUCGGCUCAUUUGUGCAAGAACUGGAAAGAUGACUUUGCAUUCGAUGCAACUUUUCGGACAGAGAAACUGCUCAUUAGAUGCAUGGGGACCAUAGAUGGGUGACCAUUGCCUUCAUGACCCAGCCACUUAAAACUGAUGAGUUUCAAUAUGAGCUACUGACAAGCAGGAUGGUCAUUGUCACUGUUUUUGUCGCACUUUGAAAUCAGUGUGGUUUCAUGUUGUAUCUUUAACGUCAUAUCUCUGCACACAGAGAUGCUCAAACAUGAACUUGUGCAACUCUGCAGUUUGACUCAUUUUUAAUGCAGUGACUCCAGCCACAUUUACAAAGCUGAAAAUGUGAACUAGAAAAACAGGUUCGCACUGCCAGCGUGUGGACAGAUCCUACUGCUCUGCAUAAGAACGAAACCUAGUAAACAAUCACAAAGUAGAAAUCUUAGAAAUAUAUAUAUAUAUAUAUAUAUAUAUAUAUGGCUACAUCCAACAGCUAGUUAGCUUAGCUUACAGAUGGAAAAAAAUAAACAGCCAGAAUUUUUGGUUUUGUCCAGAUUAAAAGUUCACAUACCAGCACCCCUGUUGUUCACUAAUUAUUUAAUCUUUUGAUUUAAUCCAUACAAAAACUAGUAUAAAAGGCUUGUUAAGUGCUCGAUGAUGUAACUCCUGGGAUCAGUAACUUCAUGAGCUUAAGAAUUGGAAAUGUUUCUUUAAAGAUGUUAAUUUGGCUUCUUUAGUUCCUGAAGUUGCACUUUUCUUUGCAGCAUGUCAGUAUGAUUCAGUUUAUGUUACAUAUUCUUGUGAACUUUGUAUUAAUGCAGUUGUUUUGCUGUCAAGCUACUGCGUUGCAUUUGUGUGAGUCGACAAAGUUUAGUAACAACGCAAAAUAAUGCAGUAUAUUAAAGUGACAAAUGUAAAAAGUAUAGGUUUAGUAAGUCUCAAACACAGAUUAUGGUAUUGACUUUUUUAAUGUCCUUAUUUCUUCUUUUUUAUAUACAACUGAAGCUCAUCUCCUCUGUUUGGUGUUGUGGGGCUUUGAGGUUCACCGUGACCUGUUAGUUGCUAGUUUUUUUUUUGUUUUUUGUUUUUUUUUUUUGUCUUUUUCAGCUUCAAACAACUUUAUACUUUGUUAGGCAAAAGAUUGAAAAAUAUGUCAGUGGUUUAUGACAAUUUGAUCAUCGGACAUGCAGAUAUUAAAUUAAACUAAACAUGAUA
This is a messenger RNA of Amphiprion ocellaris (clown anemonefish), 3067 nucleotides long. Its product is annotated as gamma-aminobutyric acid receptor subunit rho-1. Gene Ontology annotation, cellular component: membrane; synapse; GABA-A receptor complex. The coding region runs from base 376 to 1809 and encodes 477 amino acids. Gene Ontology annotation, biological process: chemical synaptic transmission; monoatomic ion transmembrane transport; regulation of membrane potential. The record is from RefSeq and is a predicted model, not a curated record. Gene Ontology annotation, molecular function: neurotransmitter receptor activity; GABA-A receptor activity; extracellular ligand-gated monoatomic ion channel activity. The transcript is spliced from 10 exons. Lineage: Eukaryota; Metazoa; Chordata; Actinopteri; Pomacentridae.